Spinacia oleracea (spinach) is the source of this 3124-nucleotide messenger RNA. RefSeq names its product F-box protein At5g39450. Gene Ontology annotation, molecular function: protein binding. The record is from RefSeq and is a predicted model, not a curated record. The coding region runs from base 910 to 2793 and encodes 627 amino acids. The transcript is spliced from 2 exons. Lineage: Eukaryota; Viridiplantae; Streptophyta; Magnoliopsida; Caryophyllales; Amaranthaceae.
AUUUAGGUGUCAUGGUCUAAAGCCUAAACCCAUCUUUCUUUCGGACCCACUUAGCCAGCCUUCUUGCUCAAGCUCCCAAAAGAUUUCAACAUUGGCUGGCUCAGAAGUCACACCACUUGAAAAGGCUAAACAAAAAUUUCCACCCAAAAAAACAGGAGAGAGAAAAAUGGUGUUAGAAAAGGGAUUACAAGACAAGGAGGGAUGACCAUUUCAAGGCCAAAAGUGGACUAAUUUCUGUUGACUGUCCAUCUUCUUCAUUUGGAAAUUGGAAUAGUAGUAUUACUAUUAGUUAACGUCUAAAAGAGGUUACCUUUCCUUCACACAAUUGGUUCUUCCCUAAUUUCAUGGGGGGUACAUUAUUGUUUCAAGGUGUAUAAAUCUCUCAUUUUCCCUAUGAUAUUUUGCAUGUAUUAUGAAUUAGAGUAUUAAUUUGAGCCAAAGUUGCAAUCUUUUCUGAAAUGGGUGAUCAAGAUUGGAGUUUUUGAGGUAAAUUCUAUUCGAAUUGGAUAUAAUUUUUUUGCUGUUGUUGUUUUGGGUAUGAUGGAUUGAUUACUGAAGAAUCCCUCUUUGAAAUGUUGCUAUACUAUACAUAGACAAAUAGUUAAUUAGUGCUCAUUCUUUCACUGUUGCUUGCCCAAAUGGGUGUUUUGAUGCAAGAAUAGGGUAAAUUGGGAGAAACCCAUUUCAAUUUUAGAUUAGAAUAUUCUAUUUUUGGGCAUUUUGAGUUAAGAAGAAGGGGAAAUUGUUGAUGGGUAUUCAUUUCUGAGCUUAUAUGUUGGUCAUUGGUAGUUGCUUGAAUAGAGAAAUUUCUUUGUGGGCAUUUCAUUCAUAUUUGCUGGUUGUUUGAGGAGAGAUACUCAGAUUAUAGGAUAAACCCAAGAUUUCGGUAUUAGUCAAUAGCAAACUGUUAUGUCAACUGGAGUUUGUGGCUCUAGUUUGCUAGUAGAUCUACCUGAUGAUAUUCUUGCUAUCAUUGGGAAGUCUCUUUCAGCAAGGGACAUUUGCUACCUUGGCCUGUGUUGUAGGAGUCUUAAUUCCCUUGCAGCCUCAGAUAAGAUAUGGCUAACUCAGUGUGAAAUUGUUGGGGUUGUACCCACCAAAGAUCUUUUUGAGUGGCGAAAGGCAGUUCUAUCGUAUAAAUCCCUUUGCAGGUUUCUUAUUAGUGUGAAGCCAUUGUUAGGGAUUUGGGUUCACCAAAACCCGGAACUUGGGAAUGUUGUUUAUGUCAUGCCUGGUUUUGUUUCCGUAGUUGGUUGUCGGAUUAUCCCACAAGAGCUAGGUCCUUUAGGUAUGGAGGAUGGUCCUAUUCUUUGGGCACCUGUCUUUGAGGUGAUAUGUGAUAAUAAUGGGCUAACCAUGUUUAUUUUACAUGGAAGAGAUAAGGAUGGUGAUUAUAUCUAUCCUGGUUCAGUUAAGUCAGUUGAGAAGACUUGUAAUGUAUUACUGCUUGAAGUUGAGCCUAUAAAAGGGAAAAAGAGGGGUAAUUUGGUGCACAGUGAAAGCUUUGGUACCCAUUCAGACGAUGAAAUUGGUAGUAAGAAGGCUUAUAGAUCAGAAAGUAGGGUUUCAAAAUCACAGAGGUUUGCUGAACCAAGUGUGAUAACGGUGCCUUUCAGUAAGUUAUCAUUUGGAGACAGGAGGAAAUUACUUGAAAUUGUUACCAGCCAAGUCCGAAUGCAAGUUCCUGAUUCAGCUUCUGCACCGCUGUUUCCUUGUUUGAGGAGUGAUGAACACAAUUUUCAGAAAGACAUAGUGCACUUAAUUGAACGGCGAGCAAUGUUAAUUAAAAUGCAUGGGUAUGGAAAGGAUUACAUUGAUUGGAAUGAUAGUUGUGAACUACCUUAUCUUCCAAAUCAGAUUGAUCUGAGUGAAAUAAAGAAGACUCUUGACCGUUCAAGUGGCUUCCGCAAUUCCCUUAGUGGAGAUGACACUCGCACACAAUGUGCAAAGAAGAAAACACUUGGUGACUAUGUGAGGGAUUGUACUCGACAAAUGCUUAGGAGAUCUAGCUCAAUGAAUAGUAGCCGUGGAAUUAGGAAGAAUUGUUCUUCUAGCAGUGAGAACAAGCAUGCUCAACUUCAUGAUUUCCUAAGUUCAGGAGAUACAAUAGGACUAACAUUACAUGCAUCAACCAUGAAGUUAUCUUCAUAUCGAGCAUGGCCGAAUAUGCACGAUAGUCGAUUUGCUUUGUACAAGUUGCCUAUUCGAGUACCUGUAGUUGGUCAAGACUAUGCUGGGUUGUGGGGAGGAACUUUUGGGUGGCCUCCUGGAAAGCCUACUGAAGACAAACCAGGAAAGGCUCUAUUCUUUCUUGUUCUUUCCUACUAUGAAGAGUCACCAGGGCAAAAACUACUUAUUGCUACCAAAAUAUUAGAAGGCACACAUUAUGUUUUGCAUCCAAAUGGUUCUGCUAUGUUUAUUGUGAAUGUUAAUGAACCUUCAGAUGAGCCGUUCCCUUGGGAUUGUGGUGCAGAUGCGGUUCCUCUUACUGUUAAGCAAUCUUUUUCUGGUGAAGGUAUUGCUAAUGGUUAUGGGUUUAGAUAUCCUGGCUCAAAGCCUGGUUCACUUUUUGUUCUCCAAGAUGGAAUGCUUGCUUUUAUCUGGAAAGAAACAGGGGCUGUUUUGACAUUGCAGAGGCUUAAAUUGGAAGAGCUUUUAAAGAAAGGUGAGGGGAUACCUGCUCUUCCGCCUAUCACCAACUUUUCAUACUUAACAAAGUCCUAUUCAAAUGUGUUUGCUGGCUUUGCCAACACGACAACAUCCUUUACGUCACCAAGGAGAAACCGUUUGUAGGCCGGACGCAUUGAAGUCCAUGUACAGAACACAAGUUCUACUACCAUUACGUUGGUACAGCAGAUAUGGCUUGAAGCUUUGAAGCUCUUAGCAGCCGUAUCUCAAUACUUAGCUUCUUCUCAUAAUUUUUUAUGAAAACAUAUUAUUAAUAAAAAGAGUGAUUUAUACUGAAUUGUGUAAAAGUUAGGGUAAUAGUAAUACUACUUAUUCAAUAAGAAUUCUGAAAUGUAUACAUGAACGUCAAAUCGACAACAAUGCUUAGAUACUUAUAGUUCUGUAUGAUGAAAUCAAAAAUUUAAGCACAGAAUAUAGGUGAGUUUAUACUUCCAUA